Phalaenopsis equestris is the source of this 2081-nucleotide messenger RNA. RefSeq names its product CBS domain-containing protein CBSCBSPB1-like. Gene Ontology annotation, molecular function: protein binding. The transcript is spliced from 14 exons. The record is from RefSeq and is a predicted model, not a curated record. Lineage: Eukaryota; Viridiplantae; Streptophyta; Magnoliopsida; Asparagales; Orchidaceae. The coding region runs from base 155 to 1795 and encodes 546 amino acids.
CAAGUAUGAAAGUGAUACUCCUAUCAAAUGGAAAGAGCCGUCGAGAGUGGGCUGAGGCAUAAUCGAAGGCUUCUCUGGUUUUCCUGUCAUCUUCUUGCUUUUCUGGGGUUCCCUGAAGUCUUGCUCCGUCGUUUGGCUCUUGGGAAGAUUUGAUAUGGACGGCAGACAAGGCGGAAUUGGAAGAGAUGGAGCAAGGAGGAGCAGCAUGUCGUUGACCGGUUCGUCUGGGAGGAAGAAAGGAUCGGAAAAUGGUGGUUUCGAUGGUGGCCGGAGGAGCCCCGUCUCGCGCCCACCGACUCAUAGUGGUGAGAGAUCUGUAAAGAGACUGCGCCUAUCUAAAGCAUUGACAAUAUCUGAGAAUACAACCAUUCUUGAGGCUUGUCGCAGGAUGGCUGCUAAUCGGGUUGAUGCUGUGUUGCUAACAGAUUCAAAUGCUUUACUUUGUGGGAUCCUUACAGACAAGGACAUAGCAACAAGAGUAAUUGCUGAUGAACUAAAGCUUGAAGAAGUACCUGUGUCCAAAGUCAUGACAAGAAAUCCUCUUUUUGUUCUUUCAGACACAUUGGCAGUGGAGGCAUUGCAGAAGAUGGUGAAAGGAAAAUUUAGACAUUUGCCUGUCGUUGAGAAUGGUGAAGUCAUUGCUUUACUUGACAUUGCUAAGUGUUUAUAUGAUGCCAUUGCAAGGAUGGAGAGAGCAGCUGAGAAAGGAAAAGCCAUUGCUGCAGCUAUUGAGGGGGUUGAAAAGCAGUGGGGAACAUCAGCUUCGGCUUCCAAUACAUUUAUUGAAACUCUUCGAGAACGAAUGUUUAAGCCAUCCUUGUCAACAAUCAUUUCAGAGAAUUCAAAGGUGGUGAAAGUUUUACCAAGUGAGUCGGUAUUAAUUGCUGCCAAAAAAAUGCUUGAACUGAAAAUGAGUUCUGCGGUUGUGGUAGUUGAUGAUAAGCCUCAAGGAAUAUUGACUUCAAGGGAUAUUCUAAUGCGUGUAAUUGCCCAAAAUCUCACUCCGGAGUCAACCCCUGUGGAUAAGGUUAUGACUACUAAUCCUGCAUGUGGAACUGUUGAUACGCCCAUUGUUGAUGCUUUGCAUACAAUGCAUGAGGGGAAAUUUCUUCAUCUUCCUAUUGUUGAUAGAAAUGGGAACAUUGUUUCAGUUCUUGAUGUUAUUCACAUCACUCAUGCUGCAGUUGCUACGGUGGGAAGUAGUGGCGUUGGAGGAGCUGAGACAACAAAUUCUCUAAUGCAGAAGUUCUGGGAUUCAGCUAUGUCCAUUGGACCUUUUGAAGAUGAUGACGAUAAUUGCAGUGACAAUUCAAUGAAAUUUGCAUCUGAUGGAACGGACACAUUGAGAGCUGCUGCCUUUUAUCAGUCUUCUGGCCUCUCUGUUUUUUCCUUUAAGCUUCAGGAUAGGAAAGGCAGGAUGCAUAGAUUUAAUUGUGACACUUCAAGCUUGACAGACCUCAUGGCUUCCAUCCUUCAGAGGGCUGGUGAUGACAUUGAUAGGAAUAAUCUCCCCCUGAUAUUGUAUGAAGAUGAAGACCAUGAUAAGGUUGUUAUUGCAUCAGACAAUGACCUUCAGGCAGCAGUAGACCAUGCUAGACAGCUUGGUUGGAAGGGUCUUAGACUGCACUUAGAAUUCCCAGGCUCAGCGUCUCGUCGGAAGCAUCUUGGUGGGCAAGUAGGAACAGAACACGCUCAUAAGGAUGCAUGGGCCUCAGCAUACAGUGCGGUGGCUGCAGGAGCUGCCCUUGUUGCCGGUCUUGGUGUCAUGGCUUUUCUUAAGAGAUCAAGCACAUAAAAUGCAUCUUUAUUGCAAACUGUUUCAUACUCCACACUCCCAAAAUAUAAGAGACAGCCUUGUGUAAGGUCCAGGAACUAGCAGAUGAUUUGUAUACCAAUCAUUCUCCAGAAAAUACAACAAUAUUUGUAAUUUUUUUCUUUUUUAUGUGUUUUCUAGCUAAGCAUAAUUCUCAGGAGAUGAAUGUUUUAUUCUCCUGGAAUAAAACUCCAAAUAAGAGUUUGGAUUCAGGAUCAGAGCACUGUAAUGGUUUAUAUCUGAUUAUUCCUAAUGAGAAUAUCUUCCA